Hemibagrus wyckioides is the source of this 1219-nucleotide messenger RNA. Its product is annotated as small integral membrane protein 10-like protein 2A. The coding region runs from base 198 to 398 and encodes 66 amino acids. NCBI's taxonomy places the organism in Eukaryota, Metazoa, Chordata, Actinopteri, Siluriformes, Bagridae. The record is from RefSeq and is a predicted model, not a curated record. The transcript has 2 exons.
AGUGCGUCUCAGGAUAUCUGCUCCGGGUCGAGAAGAUAAGGUUAGAGUUGCAGGGAGGGUGGAGUAUGAGUUCACUAAGAUACCGGAUAGUGUUUUGAGAUUGAAACGAGUGCGUAAAACAUGCUCACGUAAUUCAGGACCCCGAGCCGGUGAAGGAGGUGGGCAUAUUUGGAGCAGCGCGCGCUAAACGGCGGCUUAUGGCGGGACUGUCGUACUUGGUGCUCCGCUUCUCGGGAUCCGCUGGUCGGACCUACGGCGUGUUUUCUAAAGGACUAACCAGGACUUUGUUGAUCUUUUUUAAUUUGGCGUGGCGUCUCCGCAUCCGAUUCCCGUAUCUCUACCUCAUCGCUUCCAUGAUGUUUAACGUGCGCUUACAGGUCCACAUUGAGAUCCAUUAAGUUCCUUUCACAAACUUAUGUUAACUGAUUGUCAACACCUCUGGACCGGAAGGCUCAUAUGCUGCUGCUUCAGAAGUCAGCCGAGGCCAAAGGAACUCCAGAACUGGAAGAACUAUGGAUACGCACACGAAGACGAAGCUGAAAACCUGCCCAAAGGAUAGUGUGCAGAAAAUAUCUAUGAUUACUCCAAAAAACAAAUUGGGAACUUUAUGGGAUAUUACAGUUGGUCAUCUCAGACAGUGGCUCGCUGCCGUGGCUUUGGAAUGGAAAUCUUUUGGGUGUGUUUUGUGCGAUAAGGUAAAUGUUUCAGGGAGAUGCAAUUUUUGGCUCACUUGUAACAAUUACAAAAGUGACCAAUUUUGGUUUGGGGAAAUUUUUAUCGCCUUUUUUUAAUAGGUCCACUACACCUCUGAGAUGAGUUUGCCUUUUAAUUCUAGAGGCGUGAUCAUUGUUGCAAGAUGCACACACUCUCACAACACUCAGAUUGUAAAAGGUCAGGGGAGUUUUUGUCGAUUUGUUUAUGUAGCACUUGACUGAUCUCGCACUUUCUCUGCAUGCCAUUUAAUGUGCUGAUUACAGACUGUAAUGAAGUCUACUUGUUUACCACUUAGUUUAUAAUGGAGCCUCUCAUGGGACAUAGUUUUUACAUGUAUAUAAUAUAAGGUAACAUCAGAGUUCGGGGUUGUUUGUUUCCCCCCCCACCCCAUCACACAUGCCAUUUUUUAUAGCUGAAAUCCUGCAGUAGUCUAUAAUUUACACAAUUUGAGAAACACAAUUACAAAAAUACCAAGGGAUAUAUUAUUUUAAAAAAAAAAGAAAAA